Molecule: messenger RNA, 2673 nt
Organism: Ahaetulla prasina
Lineage: Eukaryota; Metazoa; Chordata; Lepidosauria; Squamata; Colubridae
Product: beta-galactosidase-1-like protein 2
Exons: 19
Coding region: 107-2014 (635 amino acids)
Biological process (GO): carbohydrate metabolic process
Cellular component (GO): vacuole
Molecular function (GO): beta-galactosidase activity
Source: RefSeq, a predicted model, not a curated record
GGAGACGCCUCCGCCCGUUAACGGGGCGCCCGCGCGUGGGAGCCGGAGCGGCCGGAGCGGCGGGACGAGGCUGGACGGGGCCGGGUCUCGCCGGAGGUCUUCGGCCAUGUGGAGCUGCGCGGGGCGCCGGCGUCGCCGGCUGCUGGCGGGCCUCUUCGUGCUGCUGCUGGCCGCCGUCGCCAUCCGCAGGUUUAACUUGACGAACGUAAUCCCCAUGCGGUUCUGGGGCCGAGUGCUGGGCUUACAGGCCAAGCACUCGCAGUUCCUGCUGGAGGAGAAGCCCUUUCGCAUCCUUGGCGGCUCAAUGCACUAUUUCCGCAUCCCCCAGGAGUAUUGGAGGGACCGCUUGGUCAAGAUGAAGGCCUGCGGCCUGAACACCCUCACAACGUAUGUCCCGUGGAAUCUUCACGAGGCCGUCCGAGGGAAGUUUGACUUCAGCGGAAACUUGGACCUGCAGGCUUUUCUUAGGAUAGCAGAAGAAGUAGGACUAUGGGUGAUCCUGCGCCCCGGACCGUAUAUAUGCUCAGAGUGGGACCUCGGUGGCCUGCCCAGCUGGUUGCUUCAGGACCCUGAGAUGCAACUCAGGACAACCUACAAGGGCUUCACGGAGGCCGUAGAUUCUUACUUUGACAACCUAAUGCUCCAGGUGGUCCAUCUUCAGUACAAGAACGGAGGGCCAAUCAUAGCCAUGCAGGUGGAGAAUGAAUACGGCUCCUAUGCCCAAGACCAAAAUUACAUGGCCUACAUAAAACAGGCCCUGUUGAGCAGGAACGUGGUGGAAUUAUUGGUGACCUCGGAUAAUAAAGAUGGCUUGAGUGCCGGCACCGUAGAAGGAGCUUUGGCCACGAUCAACUUUCAGAAGAUGGAGCGGGAACUCGUGUCCUCCCUCAACAAACUGCAGCGUGACAUGCCAAUGCUGGUGAUGGAGUACUGGACUGGUUGGUUUGAUAGCUGGGGAGGACCUCACAACGUCUUCGAUGCAGAUGAGAUGCUGGAUAGGGUUGAGGACGUCCUCCGGUCAGGAGCCUCCAUCAAUCUGUACAUGUUCCAUGGAGGGACCAAUUUUGGAUUCAUGAAUGGCGCUCUGCAUUUUAAUGACUACAAGGCAACCAUCACCAGCUACGAUUACGAUGCCGUGUUGACCGAGGCUGGAGAUUACACCGCCAAGUACUUCAAACUGCGCAAGCUUUUUUCUAGCAUGAUAGAGACUCCUCUCCCUCCGCCUCCGAUAAUUUCACAUAAAGCAUCCUACGGCGCCAUCCUGAUGCAGCAAUAUAUCUCACUGUGGGAAUUGUUGUCGGGAAUGGAGAUUGUGAAGUCGGAAUACCCCAUUAACAUGGAGAACCUGCCAAUAAAUAAUGGCAACGGACAGGCGUUUGGCUACACCCUCUACGAGACGGUCAUCCUUGGCGGAGGGACCCUGUACUCACGGGAUUACAUCCGGGACCGAGCACAGGUGUUUAUUAAUACUCGAUACAUCGGUCACCUCGAUUACAAUGUACAGGAACUCUCCAUUCCUAACCGGCAGGGAUAUAGACAGCUGCAAAUUUUAGUAGAGAACUCCGGGAGAGUCAACUAUGGGCUUAAUCUGAACAACCAACGAAAAGGCUUAAUUGGCGACAUUGUUUUCAACAAAACCUCCUUGAGAAACUUCAAGAUUUACAGCCUUGAAAUGAAACCCAGCUUCAUGGAAAGUCUACGAGGCGCAUCUCCUUGGAGUGCCAUCCCAGACAGCGCGGUGGGCCCCGCCUUCUUCCGAGGGACACUCCAAGUACAGUAUGUGCCCCAGGAUACUUUCCUGAAACUGGAGGGCUGGGAAAAGGGAGUUGUCUUUGUCAAUGGCCAGAACCUCGGUCGCUACUGGAAAAUUGGUCCUCAGGAAACACUCUACCUCCCGGGAACCUGGCUCCAACAAGGGUACAAUGAAAUCAUUAUAUUUGAGGAGCGUCUUGGAGGCCGCAUCAUCCAUUCCACAGAUCUGGCUUUCUUGGGAAGGGUUCAGUACGUGACCUGAGCUCUUCCUGGUUGCCCCGUCCUCUACUGGUAGUAAUGGUUAAGGUUAUGCUUCUUAACUGAUUAUGGGAGGUACGAGGGUCUGACUGCAGACCUCCCUCUCUCCCGUUGUGAAAAACCGUGCCCCGUAUCCUUAUAUUUUCUAGUUAUGGGUGGAGUUUGGCCAAGGAAGGCCCGCCCGGUGAGUUAAUUUAGGAGGUUGAACUAAGAGUACUUGAAGAAAGAAAGAUGCCCAGAUAGUUAGGAACGUUCUCCUAAAGGAACUCAAGACUGUACUACAAAGUUCUCAUAGAUGCUAAGGACCUGACAGAAUGUGCACACGAGAGAUCCGAUGAAUUUGAAACAGCUGAUCUUCGGUGGUUUGACUCCGACCGGCCUUUCGGUUGCGGCUGGAAAAAGGAACAUUUUUUGCAUCUCUAAUAGUCCACGUUCGCUCUUUUCAGACCAUUGAAGCCGCACAGUCUCAGGCACCUGAGUUAAUCCUUAGGCAGGUUGUGAAGGGAUGUUAUUUUUGUUAACAGCUCUGCAUUCGUUCGGUUGCUCCCACCCAGAUCUCAAAAGGAAGGAAGGAACACCUUUCAGCGUGCAAAAUGCCAGCCUUCGAUGGGGGACUUCCGUGCAAAGCCAGUGGGAAUGGCAUUUCAGUGACAUGUUCAUGAA